AUGAGCGAGCAUAAUGUGACUCAAGCAGAUCUCAUUGCCAGCGAUGAUAGAAGCAACAAAGCAUGCUACGGUGGGCGGAGUAUCGUUCGCAUUGAAAAAGUCACGGGCUUAGCGCGGAGGGUUAUGAGAGAGGCUUUUGUUGAGAGGGUAGCGACGGCAAUGUGCACCUUUUUUGACUGCAAAAGCUUUUCGACCGAUCUUGGUGUCUCUGUGGAAUGCUCAUUCUUCGGUAUUGCUAGCAACACGGUUGCCGCAGCAAUAGCCUUUGAAAUGGCACACAAUCUGAUAUUAGAAUGGGGAUGUGUCUACAAAGGGGGUGCACCUACUUUCAGCUACCGUCUCGGCGUGGCGGAUGGACUUAAGACCAUGGCCAAUCGCGAAAAGCAAAAUGAGCUUGCGGAAGUCCAGCGCCACGAUCUAGAUUCGGUCACAUCAAGAAGUCUCGAGAAAAAGAAAGAGCUCCAGCGAGAGUUAGGCACGGUAGCGGAACUCUCUGUCAAAGCCAAGAGCACAUCAGACCAUGACGAGGAUGAUAUGGCCUCAAUGAAAUUUGAAUCGGACAACGAGUCCAACAGCGGUUCCAACGACAUUGAUAGGUGGAACAUCAAAGCCGAUUUCAGCACGGAUGAUUUGCAAACCAUCAACCUAUGCAAUGACGUGGACGAGAACAUCGAGACGUAUAUGAAGCGGGAGCAAACCAAGCCACCGAAUCCCAACGAAAUCCCCGAAACUCUGGCUGAGUUUGAUGGAAAGGUCGAACCCGAGACUAAGCCUCCAACGCCAAUGGCAUCUUGUUGGAAAUCUCAGAUGCAGCUCGUUCACUUUCGGACAACAUCGGAGCAGGUUGCGGAUGAUUAUUUAGUGCAGCAUAAGAUUAAGCUUCGCAGUGGAAGAAAACGGAAAUCAACCAUUCGAGAUAAAGAGUCCUAUCGUCGGGGAGAGCAGGACAGUUCAAAAAUUGAUGUCCGCCAAACAGCGCUGACAUGA
This is a messenger RNA of Penicillium canescens, 987 nucleotides long. RefSeq lists its product as uncharacterized. The transcript has a single exon. Lineage: Eukaryota; Fungi; Ascomycota; Eurotiomycetes; Eurotiales; Aspergillaceae. Bases 1 to 987 code for a protein of 328 amino acids. The record is from RefSeq and is a predicted model, not a curated record.